Molecule: messenger RNA, 2907 nt
Organism: Chlorocebus sabaeus (green monkey)
Lineage: Eukaryota; Metazoa; Chordata; Mammalia; Primates; Cercopithecidae
Gene: PRKAB2
Product: protein kinase AMP-activated non-catalytic subunit beta 2
Biological process (GO): signal transduction
Cellular component (GO): cytoplasm; nucleotide-activated protein kinase complex; nucleus
Molecular function (GO): protein kinase binding
Source: RefSeq, a predicted model, not a curated record
CGGCCUUGUAGCCAUUUUAGGAGGAAUCGCUGAUCGCCAGCGAGGGGUGCGGCUUCAAUUUCAAUAACUUUAUUGGUGGCCUGAUCUGCAGAACAGUCAUCACUUCAGUGGCCCCUGGAGGAGGGAGCGCAUCGCCCGAGGUGGUCCCCGACGAGCUGCAGCCAUGGGAAACACCACCAGCGACCGGGUGUCCGGGGAGCGCCACGGUGCCAAGGCUGCACGCUCCGAGGGCGCAGGCGGUCAUGCCCCGGGGAAGGAGCACAAGAUCAUGGUGGGCAGUACGGACGACCCCAGCGUGUUCAGCCUCCCCGACUCCAAGCUCCCUGGGGACAAAGAGUUUGUAUCAUGGCAGCAGGAUUUGGAGGACUCCGUAAAGCCCACACAGCAGGCCCGGCCCACUGUUAUCCGCUGGUCUGAAGGAGGCAAGGAGGUCUUCAUCUCUGGGUCCUUCAACAAUUGGAGCACCAAGAUUCCACUGAUUAAGAGCCAUAAUGACUUUGUUGCCAUCCUGGACCUCCCUGAGGGAGAGCACCAAUACAAGUUCUUUGUGGAUGGACAGUGGGUUCAUGAUCCAUCAGAGCCUGUGGUUACCAGUCAGCUCGGCACUAUUAACAAUUUGAUCCAUGUCAAGAAAUCUGAUUUUGAGGUGUUCGAUGCUUUAAAGCUAGAUUCUAUGGAAAGUUCUGAGACAUCUUGUAGAGACCUUUCCAGCUCACCCCCAGGGCCUUAUGGUCAAGAAAUGUAUGUGUUUCGAUCUGAGGAAAGAUUCAAAUCCCCACCCAUCCUUCCUCCUCAUCUACUUCAAGUUAUUCUUAACAAAGACACUAAUAUUUCUUGUGACCCAGCCUUACUCCCUGAGCCCAACCACGUUAUGCUGAACCAUCUCUAUGCAUUGUCCAUUAAGGACAGUGUGAUGGUCCUUAGCGCAACCCAUCGCUACAAGAAGAAGUAUGUUACUACUCUGCUAUACAAGCCCAUCUGAAGGGAUCUCUUCUUGCCUCCAAGGAUUCAGGAGAAGCAUCUCCCUUGCCUUUCUGGACUGAACCAGUCUUACCUGAGACUGGAAGGCUGAUUUGCUUUGAGGCUGAUAUGUGUGUUUCAGAGCCUCUGAGUAGGACGCUCUGCUUUUGCAUUUGAUUGCAGAUGAGAGCUUUAUGAGUUCAUGGAAUUUAUUUUAAGAAAAAAAUAUAUACAUAUGAGAAGAAGGUAAAUGGAAGCCUCCUAGCCCCAGCUAGAAGUAUUAUUUCUGCCUAUGGGUUUUCACCAAGACCUGUUUGGGGGCGCUGCAGGAAUAACUAUAUAGGAAGCUUUUUUCCUAAAAUGAAAGAACAGCAAACUCUUAGGAUCCUUGUUGGGCGGAGAUUCUAUCACUGCUACCUUGGCUCUCCAAGGAAUGGGCUUGUGCUAGACCACUGCCCUACUUAACAGCUGCCUAAUUGCAAGGGCAGCUUUUCUUGCAUGGGUUCUCUAUAUUCCCAGAGUAUGUGGCACAAUGUGUGUUGUUUAUAUGAUACCAGAUGCCCCACAAGAACCCUUUUUCCUCUCAUUUCACAAUCUUCCUUUAGUAGCCUCCUUCAGAUCCCAUACCUGACCCCUCUCUAACACAAAACUCACUGGGUAAGUGACUGAAAAGUUUUGUGGCCCCUGAUCCACCCCAGACACUAGGGCUGUCAGAAGGUCCCUUUUUAGCCCAGCACAGGUGCAGGCCACUUUGUCAUGUUUGUUUUAACUUCUAAAGGAAAUAUGUCUCCGCAUUAUAAGAAAAGCAGAAUGCAGAACAUCUACUUUUUUGUUUUAGUUUGGCGCCAAGGCUCAGGCUGUAUUGGCAAAUUCCCGAAAGUUUUCACACUUUGCCUGGCCCUGCUUCUGUCUUUUCUCUCUCAGCAAACAGUUCUGAAGGUAGGAGUGGAACCAGGGAGUACUUUCACAUCUUUCAUCCUUGAAAGAUUUUUAUGUGCCUGCAUUUUUUUUUAAUUAAAGAAAUGCCUUUUCAUUGGUCUUAAGAGACUGCAUUGGAGAAUUUCAGGAUUUUGAUAAAUGCUUCUUCAUAUUUUCUUCUCUAGUCUAGCCUUCCACAUUCUUAGAUCAAUAUGGCCAACCCUGUACACAUCACUACACUAAACACUGCUCUAGAUAAACUGCUCAAGUUCAUUUAAUUCAUUUGAUGCACCUAAAGGGUUCCCUCAUUUUAAAGAUUGUCAGGCCAAGAAGCAAGAAAGUAUUCCUAGUAUUCCCAACCAUGAAAAGUAUCGUUCUUUGUACCAAGUGUUAACAAAAUCAUUUUGUUCUCCUGCCUCUUCUUUUUAAAGGGUUUGACGAUUAAGUGGGGUCACUGAAUUCCAUUUGUGAGCUGAAAAGUAUUCAGUCCACUUUUGGGGUUCAGAGAUAAAACAUUUUUUCCCAAGUAGCUGGGGCUCUUCCAUUUUACAGAUAAGUCAAAUAGUACUAAAGGAGGCUAAACUAUUGAUGAAUGAGAGACUCCCUGACUGCUCAGAUGAGCCUAGCCACACGGAAAGGGCACCUACAGGUCAGUUUAGCUACCUCCUGUCUUUCCCAUGCAAAGCUGACAACGCAGUUGUCUUCGGACUUGUAGACCUCUUGGAUUCCAGGUGUGAUGGAGUAAAGUAUGGGAUUGUUGUUUUGCUGAGGUGCAAAUAACUAAAUGCUUUGGUGGUUAAUUGCUAAGAGUAAAUACUACUUUAACCAUCCAAGGCCACCUUCUGCAGCAAAAGGCUUUUGUGGAGAACCUUUUAUGUUCCCAACCACUUUUUGAAUGGUGUGCCAUUUAAAAAUCCAGGCCAGAUCCUAUUAUAACCAACUCUCAGGAUUUACAGUCUUCAGUUGUACUAGAAUUUUGUUUUUAUCCAAUACCCAUUAAAUAAGUGGGCCACUUAGGAGGAUUCAAAA